This is a messenger RNA of Aspergillus candidus, 2939 nucleotides long. Its product is annotated as COPII subunit SEC24. Bases 134 to 2908 code for a protein of 924 amino acids. NCBI's taxonomy places the organism in Eukaryota, Fungi, Ascomycota, Eurotiomycetes, Eurotiales, Aspergillaceae. Gene Ontology annotation, molecular function: zinc ion binding; SNARE binding. Gene Ontology annotation, biological process: endoplasmic reticulum to Golgi vesicle-mediated transport; COPII-coated vesicle cargo loading; intracellular protein transport. The record is from RefSeq and is a predicted model, not a curated record. The transcript has 5 exons. Gene Ontology annotation, cellular component: endoplasmic reticulum exit site; COPII vesicle coat.
CGGAUUGUUCUUCUGUGAACCGGUAACGAUUGACACGAUCUCGUCCACCCAUUCAGCAUACCUCUCGAACCUUGAAAGACAGUUUCGCCAUCACUCAUCACAUAUCAUUCGUCGACCCCCCACAUCACCCCUGAUGGCAUCACCACAAGGGGGCUAUCCGCCCCAGGAAGGAGGGUACGCUCAGCCCGGCUAUGGAUCUCCCGUCCAGCAGCAGCAGCCCGACAUGCCCCCCGGCUCCGCUCCCCAUGGCCAUGCGGCAGGACGCAAGAAGCGGGCCUAUGCGGGAGAAGCGUUUGAGUUCGGUUCCGGCGCCAAUGCGGCUCUGGGAGGUCAGUUGCCGGCUGGAGGAAGCUAUGGGGCAUAUCCACCGCAACCGCAACCGCAAGUAGCGGCGGGAUACCAACAGCCCAUGUAUGGCGCCGACCCGGCCGCCAUGCAGGCUCCCGGCUAUGCGGCCCCCGUCGCCCCCGUCGCCCAGAUGACCCAGCAAUUCGGCGCAAUGGGCAUGACCGACCCGCAUCUCGUGCCCCCGCCGCAGCCCGUGGCUCAGCCCCAGAUCCCGCGGGCCGCUCCUCUCAACCAGCUCGUUCCGACGGACCUCCUCACCCAGCCCUUCAACGUGGCGGAACUGGACCUCCCCCCGCCUCCGAUCAUCCUUCCCCCCGGGACCAGUGUGUACCCCUCUCCCCACGCCAAUUGCCCCUCCAAGUACGUCCGCUCGACCCUGAACGCCGUGCCCACCACCCACUCGCUCCUGAAGAAGUCCAAACUGCCGUUCGCCCUCGUCAUUCAGCCGUAUGCCGCCCUCCACGACUCCGAGGACACCGUCCCCGUCAUCCCCGACCAGGUCAUCUCGCGCUGUCGUCGCUGCCGAUCCUACAUCAAUCCCUUUGUCACCUUCCUCGACCAUGGCCAUCGCUGGCGCUGCAACAUGUGCAACCUCACCAACGACGUGCCCCAGGCCUUUGACUGGGACACCGCACUGCAGAAACCCGCCGACCGGGCGCUGCGAGCCGAUUUGAACGAGUCCGUGGUGGAGUUCGUGGCGCCGCAGGAAUACAUGGUCCGCCCCCCGCAGCCGCUCGUCUACCUCUUCCUGAUCGACGUGAGCUACGCCUCGGUCACCAACGGCCUGCUGGCCACGAGCGCGCGCUGCAUCAAGGAAAGUCUCGACCGCAUCCCCAACGCGGACCGACGGACCCGGCUGGGCUUCGUGGCCGUGGACUCGAGCCUCCACUACUUCUCGAUCCCGCGCGACGGCUCGGAGCACUCGGACCCCCGCAUGCUGGUCGUCAGCGACCUGGACGAACCGUUCCUGCCCAUCCCCACCGAUCUCCUGGUCACCUUGAGCGAGUGCCGCGAGAACAUCGAGAUCUUCCUGGAUAAGCUGCAGGAGAUGUUCCAGAACACGCAGAGCAACUCUUGCGCCAUGGGAUCGGCGCUGCGCGCGGGUUACAAGCUGAUAGCCCCCGUCGGCGGAAAGAUGACGGUGCUCAGCGCCUCGCUGCCCAACAUUGGACACGGCGCGUUGACCAUGCGGGAGGACAAGAAGGUCCUGGGCACCAGCAAGGAGAACAGUCUGCUGCAGACGGCCAACAGCUUCUACAAGAGCUUCGCCGUCGAGUGCUCCAAAGCCCAGGUCUCCGUGGAUAUGUUCCUCUUCUCGUCGCAGUACCAGGACGUCGCGUCGCUCAGCAACCUGCCGCGGUAUACCGGCGGGCAAACAUACUUUUACCCGGGGUGGAACGCGGCCCGCGGGGAGGAUGCCAUCAAGUUCGCGCGGGAGUUCUCCGAAUACCUGUCCUCGGAGAUCGGGCUGGAGGCGGUGCUGCGUGUGCGCGCCACGACGGGCCUGCGCAUGAACACGUUCUACGGAAACUUCUUCAACCGCAGCUCCGACCUCUGCGCGUUCCCCGCGUUCCCCCGCGACCAGGCCUACGUCGUCGAGGUCGCCAUCGACGAGACCGUCACGAAGCCGGUCGUGUGCAUGCAGACGGCCGUGCUGCACACCACGUGCAACGGCGAGCGACGGAUCCGUGUGUUGACCCUGGCCUUGCCGACCACCCAGAAUCUGGCCGAUCUGUACGCGUCGGCGGACCAGCAGGCGAUUGCCACCUACUUCAGCCACAAGGCCGUGGAGCGGGCGCUGGGUAGCGGUUUAGAACCGGCUCGUGAAGCCCUCCAGGCCAAGCUGGUCGAGCUCCUGGCGACGUACCGCAAGGAACUGGCCGGUGGGAGUGUGAGCGGCGGGGGACUUCAGUUCCCGGCCAACCUCCGCGCCCUUCCUGUGUUGUUCCUCGCUAUGAUUAAGAAUCUGGGCCUCCGGAAAUCCGCCCAAAUCCCGACGGACAUGCGAUCGGCAGCCCUGUGUCAGCUGUCGACUCUUCCCCUUCCCCUGUUGAUGCAAUACAUUUACCCGCGGAUGUAUUCGCUCCACGACAUGCCCGACGACGCGGGAUUGCCGCGACCGGACGAGGUGACGGGCGAGAUGAAGAUUGUACUCCCGCCGCCAGUGAACCUAACGUCGGAGCGGAUCGUGCCGUUCGGGCUGUAUCUGAUCGACGACGGACAGACGCAGUUCCUGUGGGUGGGACGGGACGCGGUGCCGCAGCUGAUCAUGGACGUGUUCGGGCUGCCGGACAAGUCGCAGCUCCGGGUGGGCAAGCAGUACCUGCCGGACCUGGACAACGACUUCAACCAGCGGGUGCGGGCGGUGGUGGAGAAGAGCGCGGAUCACCGGUCCAAGGGGGCGGGCAGCAUUGUGGUGCCGCACCUGUACGUGGUCAAGGAGGACGGCGAGCCGGGCCUGCGGUUGUGGGCGCUGACGAUGCUGGUGGAGGAUCGGGCGGACCAGAGUGUCAGCCUGGCGCAGUGGAUGGGGAUGUUGCGAGAAAAGGUUGUUCAGUAAUGAUCGCUCGCUCGAUUUUGGUCCUAUAUCA